Messenger RNA from Phyllotreta striolata, 3030 nucleotides. NCBI's taxonomy places the organism in Eukaryota, Metazoa, Arthropoda, Insecta, Coleoptera, Chrysomelidae. The record is from the annotation of a GenBank genome assembly.
AGCUACACAGAGAAAACUUUACCGCGUCAAUUACACUAGAAAAAAUUGUUUUUAGGCUACAACGCAAGCGCAUCACUCAUUAUAACGGUUAUCCAGGAUUAAAUAAUCAGGUUAUUCCAUUUCCGCGUUCCCUUCGAGCGCUCGUAUCACUCUAUAUUUAGCCUUCCAGAUCGAUAAUUCGGCGAGAGCUUGCGCACCUGUCGCGCCUUUCCAGGCCUAUCCAGGCUCCGAAGUCGCCGCAUCCAGUCGACCAGCCGCCGAUUUCAUCGACCAUUAACGUCGCAAUUCGCCGCGGAAUUUUCCUUUUUUUGGUUUCGGUUUUUUUCGAUUCCGAUCGAGGCGUCGCCUUCGCGGUCCUCUUCUCGUUUCCAGUUUUCGAAAACCGUUCGAAGCCGCUCAACAGAUGCCGGACAACCUGUUAGUACCAGUCAACUACAUCAUAAUGGCGGAAGCCGAGCCCGACCUGAGCACCUUCGAGAACAAGACCGGCCUGGCGGAGGACAUGAAGUUCCUGGCCUCGAUGCCGGAGCUGUGCGACGUCACCUUCCUGGUGGGCGACACCAGGGAGCCCGUUUGCGCCGUGAAGGCGGUGCUCGCCGCCCGAUCGAGGGUGUUCCACAAGAUGCUCUACCAAGCGCCGAGUCCGCAGCGCAGGAAGGACCCGCCGCCCAGGGAGAACAAGCUGCGCUUGUUCCUGAAGCGAUCGUCGGAGCCGCUGUUGAAUUUGCAAAACGCCAGCCAGCAGAGAGGCUUCACCCAGCAGCUGGCUCCUAUCCAAGAGCCGACGUCCCAGCAACACCAGACCCUCAUCAUCGAGGAAUUCGAGCCGGACGUCUUUCGACAGCUCAUCGAGUACAUCCACACCGGUUGCGUCACCCUGCAACCCAGAACUUUGCUAGGCGUGAUGAACGCGGCGGAUUAUUACGGCCUCGACGAAUUGCGCAGGGCCUGCGCAGGCUUCGUGCAAUGCUGCAUCAACGUGGACACCGUUUGCGCACUUUUGGCCUCCGCCGAACGGUACAUCCAGUACAAGUGCACCAAAUCCCUCGUACAAAAAGUGUUGGAGUUCGUGGAUGAGCAUGGAAACGAAGUGUUGAAUUUGGGAUCGUUUACGCUGUUGCCGCAGCACGUUGUUCGAUUGAUUUUGGCGAGGGAGGAAUUACAGGCGGACGAAUUUACCAAGUUUCAAGCGGCUCUGAUGUGGGGUAAGAAGUAUUGCGACAAUAAUCCCCACAUCAACAUAAAGGAACUGAUCGGCAACUUCUCGGAGUACAUUGAAUUCCAUAAAAUACCUACGAAUAUUCUUAUGAACGAAAUCUAUCCUCUAGGCUUGUUACCGGACGCGAUAUUUGUUAACGCCUUGGCGUUCCAGGCAGACCCAACGAGUGUCGACCCCGGAAAGCUCUCUCCAAAUCGGGUAAGGCGACAGGCGCAGGGGCGCUCCAUGUCGGUGCAGAGCUCCGAUCCGUACGGCUCUAACACGACCCUGAGCAGCAGCCAAUCGAGCGAGCUGGCCUCCUCCGACGGCAAGCAUUCCUCCAACUAACAUAAGGCCACCGUUGCGCCUCAACCGCCUCCUUCUAUAUCGGUGUCGCCGUCGCCGAAGCGUCGGCCGCCGCCGCCCCCGCCCCCUCCCCCGCCCGCCGUCACGGUGUCGUCGUCGUCGCCGUCGUCGACGCCGCAAUCCUCGCCGGCUCAUUCUUUUACUUUCACCAUCGUGUUGAAGAAGGUUAGUCCGAAGGAGCCUCACGAGUUCUGUUCUUCGAAGGAGAACCUCGUUUAAAAUGGGGGGCUUCGUUCUCUCUGGUUUUAUUCGAUAAACCGAUUCUGUCUGUCUGAAUUUCUGGAUUGUUGGUCUGUUUGUUCGAUAUCGUUUUUGUGGCGAUGAAUGGAGGUUUUUGGUUGCCGAAAUUGGGCUCAAAAUUUACAACGAUAUCAAUGUUGUUAUACAUAUCUGUUUGGAUCAGUAUUAAUUAGUAAUAAUUUCGAAGACGGUUUAGUAAAUUUUCUUGGAUUGUUAUAACAGUACAAUUGUUGAAUUUUAUAUGUAUAAGACUGUUUAACAAACUGAUGCCAAAUAUAUAUCAAGAUAUACAGACAAUAUUAUGAAAACUUUCGGAUUUUUUUGCUCAAGAAUUGUUCGUUGACAUCACGAUUUCGAUUGAACUACUUUUAUAGGAUUAUAUUCCAAAUAAUUAUCUACUCUCUUCGUGUGGUAUUGAUAAGAGAAUGAGUCGAUUGUACCAAAUUAAAAUUAGCCUACUUUCUCACCGCAUCACCAUCGAAUCCUUAAACAUGUGAAUUAAUCCUAAGUCGAAUCCUUUUACGAAUUGUUGAAACGUCUAGUCCUCGCGUGAAUUGGUCGUAAGGUCCUUGCAAAAACCGGUGCCCUAAUUAUCCUUAAUUGUUCCUUUUACCUUUUAGUUAACGAGGCGCAACAGUGGCAUGUAACUUAAUUUUAUAUGGUUUUAUAUUUUCCUACUUUAAUGGACUCGCUGUAUUGUAUGUACAUAAGUGCUUUUAUAGGGAGGUUGAUUUCUGCUUGAAUUGUGGCAGUAUUAAUUUGUUCGCGUCCCUAUAAAUCACUUUAGUAGGAUAAAUUAAUGUUAUAAUAUUUCUAUUGGAAGGAAAGCAGUAAUUGCAAGUAACUUACAAGAGUAAACAAAUAAGUGAUGGGAUUAUUUGUUGUUCUAAAAAUAUGAUGAUUUGGAAGUUUAUGAAAACUAAGGAAAUACUUUUGUAAGUUGCUAAUCGGAGGUAUUUUUAUAAUCGAUGUAUCGCUUGUGGAUGUUUUUGGUUAUUUCGCUGCAAUUUGAUUUAAAUUACGUUGAUUUUUGGUAGUGGUUUAGGCAAAAAGAACAUUUUCUUAAAGUUCAAUUUAUUUUAGUGAAAUUUAUUGCAGGAUUUGUUCGAUUUAAUUAGAAAAAUUCUAACCUCAAUCGAUUUGCUUAAACCAUUACAAAACGUGCAUAUUUAAGUUUUUGGGGCAAAUACUUUGACCAAAAAAAAAGAUGUAAUUAAUGGACUAAG